Messenger RNA from Aphanomyces invadans, 4504 nucleotides. RefSeq lists its product as hypothetical. Gene Ontology annotation, biological process: axonemal central apparatus assembly. The record is from RefSeq and is a predicted model, not a curated record. Bases 31 to 4464 code for a protein of 1477 amino acids. The transcript is spliced from 21 exons. Gene Ontology annotation, cellular component: axonemal central apparatus. NCBI's taxonomy places the organism in Eukaryota, Oomycota, Saprolegniomycetes, Saprolegniales, Verrucalvaceae.
CUUGUUGCGACAAAAUCGACCGAUCGUGGCAUGCAGCAGAGCCCGAGCGGCGGCAGUGUCGCGGAUGCACGACCGCCUGCAUUAGAAUGGAGGCCAUACGGUAUCUUGCUAUUGAGCGGCAGCACCAAGGUGGAAAAGACAGCCAAAGAGAAGCUCCUGACAGUACUCAGCGGGUCGCUCACCCCUCGCGAGCGAGGUGUUUUCAAGGUCAUCAAGCGCGUUGAUUUGGCGCUGGACGGCAAGGGGGCCGAUCCUGACGCCCUUGCAGGUGCAUUCUAUAAGAUGCUCGACCAGGAUAGAAUUGAGUACACCACUCCGAAGCCACCACCCCCUGCGACGGCAGUCGUGCCGCCUUUGGCAACGCCGCCGACAGCCACACCCGCCAAUCCACCAUUAGCAACAGCGGCCAAGCCCACCGCGCUACCACCCAACACUUCCAAACGAGAAAACUCGCGAAAAACCUCGUCAAUUGACUUGAACGCGGAGGACGAGUCACCUGAAGAGGACUUGCUUCCGGCCGCCGCUGUGGCGUUGGAAGUCGACCUUCGCACAGGCUCGCCGUCGCACAUUUAUGUCUUUGUUGAUUACCCAGCGUCCGUUGCCGAAGUGAAGAGCUUGGUCGCAUUCAAAGCUAGUCCUGAAAGCAUUGCAAUGAAACGGCCUCCAACCCUGACAUCGCUGAUCGACGGCGUCGUGCUAAUGACCGUAGCUUCAGCCAAAGACGAACCCCGGCGCCAAAGCAUCGUGAACUCUGCAGCCUUGGAGGCUGCAAAGGAUAUUGUGCAGGCUGCAGCAGCCCCUCCAGUUGCAGCUACGCCAGCCCCGAAGCCAGCGGCGGCGAAAGCAAAAGGAAAGAAAGAUUCGCUAGCACCACCAUCACAACCAGUUCCAGUUGUCGACGUUUCACCUGUCGUUGUGGCUGCCCCCCCUUCCGACUCACAUCAAUCAGCGAAUCUCGCGGACGUCGGGUGCGCACUCUGUGACAUCAAUCGGCUCUUCAAAGAGCUUCAAGCAGCUGGCCAAGUCGGUGGUUUGGAGUGGACAGACUUUUCAUUUGACGUGGUGGAUUGUGGAGAUGGCGUCGCAGGAGAGGCCAAGCCCUUGGCGAUGUUGACAAGAGAGCUCAAGACGCUACUGGCAAACUUGGCCGUCGACAAGCUCCUCUUCAAGACGUGGCUCUCGAGCAUUCAGAUCAUUCCUGUGCCAACGCAAGAUGCACUCCCCGAGAAACAAAUGGACGCGCUCAAACAAACUUACGCCGAUAUUCUGGAUGUGCUGUACGAGCCGAGCGUCGGCGUGUCCGCGAUCGUAUACGCCAUGACAGAGACCGUCGUCAAGUCGUUUGUCAAGCCCGCACAGCCUCCGCCACUUCCCACAUCCAGCAAAAAGAAAGCCGCACCUCCUGCAGGGGAGCCCAAAGAAUCGUCAGCGCUGUCACCUCUUCCAAAGCCCGUGGCCAACCCAACCGCGCAUUCGUUCCCACCAUUCAUUGAAUAUGGCGACGUGUCCAGCGUGCGUUUGGCCCGAGCUGUGUACCAAUACUCAUCCAAACAUCCCUUGAUGCGGUCGGGGGAGCCGCGGGUGCUGCUCGGUCGACCGCUGGAUGACUUGGAAAAGAGCUUGUGGCUCUUGAACGACUUACCUGGGGUGGGCCACGGAGGCCGCAAAGGGAUGCCGGUCGUGCCGACGAAAAGCUUUGUGGAACGAAGUAUCGAUGACACAGAGCUCAUGCAAUUUCACUCCCUGUCGAUAGCGGAUGUGCACUACACGCGGAAAAUGAUGGAAUUUGAGACCAUGCUCGGACCCAAGUGGCAAGGGAAGCUCCGAUCGAGGACUUUUCACGAGCAUCUGGCGCCACACGUACUGCCGCAACGACUGUCGGCACUGAUUGGUCUCAACGUGCGUUUGAUCAAGCGCUACUACGCCGCCGACGACACGCUGCUCUUGGCGGGGCACGUGGAAACGCCUCAAGGUCGCACAAGCAUUGCGUCCUGGAGUGCUGCCGACAGCGUCCGCCAUCGGCCACCGUUUAAGGAUUGGCGUCAGGAAAACCUGCUACCUGAGGCGUACUUGACACCGCGCACAGUACAAGCUCUCGGAGCAGUCGUGUCGCUCUCGAUGGGCGAGUUGCAAGCUGUCUCCGAGGUUGUGCACUCGUUGUACCCCUCCGACCACUCGAUCAUUCAAGUCCUUCGAACGCCUUACUCGUCCAGUUGGCUCAGCGUUUAUAAAGACAACCACGUCUUUGGGUUGCGACCGACCACGGCCCUUCCUGUCGCCACAGUUCGACCAGCAAAGCCAUCUCCACCGUUCCGGCGCGACUCCAAAGCCCCGAAACCUUCCGUCCAGUGGACAGACUUCCCCGCAACGUUCCACGCGAGCUUUAGCGACGACUCCCACCUUCGCAUUGGUCGUGGUCUAGGCAAGGCGAUCGUUUUAACGUACACAGUGCCGUCGGGACUCGUCCUCACCGUGUCGUCGGACGGAACGAUUCGCCAGCAAUACGCCAACUCAACGUCUCAUGCGGCCACCCCCAACAACCACGAAUCAAAUCGCGUCAUUCUCGGCAGAGGCACCGUCGUGAGCACUCGCAAAGACAAUUCGCAAGCGAUUUUGUAUGCCAGUGGACGCAUGGCCAAGAGGUCGUCCCCCACCGACACCUUUGUCACAGUCGACGAACAAGGGGUGGUCACGUGCGGCAAGAACCACGCGCCGCUUCCCAACGUUCCUGUCCAUAUUGACGUCGACCCAGAGACUCGAGCCGUCAUCGCGACCCGCGACGACGGGGUGAUCGUGGUCACGCAUCCCAAUGGAGCGUACUUGACACAGCACGACGAUGGCACACGCAUGUAUGGGAACGCUUCCAACAGUCAUGUGGUCGUUCAAAAGGAAGGGUAUGCAGAAGUCAGCGUCGACGUCGACGUGAAUGUCACGGCACAGCGUCAUGCAUUGGGAAUGAAAGUGGCCGUGACCAAGGGGGGGAUCCGCACGCGCAGCGUCAUUCGGACGGACGAUGGGACGGUGAUCGAGAUCGACUACGACACCCGCGUCAUUGCUUCCGUGAACGGGAUCAUCCGCGUUCGCAAGCCCGACGGCACAGUCGCCAUCGCGUCCGACAACGGCGUCGUCGAGUUUCGUCCCCGUGGCAUCAGUUUGGGCGACGCGCCGCCGACUCCACGCCGUGAAAACGAAGAAGAGAUGGACUCGUCGACGGGAGCUUACUACUUCAACUGCGCCACUGGGAGCCUGCAAAUGAACGACCACGAACACAAUGCGUACUCUGUGCUUGUGGGCGACGGCACGAUCGAGCCGCAGGUUCAAGUCGAGUUGGCGGGGGUCGUGACCAUCCAGGACUGUGCCAAUUACGGCGUGCCACCUCUACCCGUGAAGGCAGUGGUGAACAACCCACUUGAGCCGUUCCUUUUGUUUCUGCACGGCGACGGCACGGCGACGGAGAUUCUGCGCCCGUCCGAUGUAGUCGACUACUUUCAGCAAGUCCAGCGCAACCCCCACGUCCAACGCGUCACGAGCGAACCGCCGUCCAACACGCACAUUUACUUGCACCACUUGGACAGGUUCGAGCAGAACGAGCUGUGGUUCGCAGACCACAAAGAGCGGCAGCGUCUCCUCGAGUGUGUGACGAUUCCCGCGAGGGCGAGUCGGGGUGUUCGAAAACUGCUGCACAAUUCUGUCCCGCUGCAACUUCCACGUGUUCACAUUGUGCGGCACAUCAAGGAAGUCACCGUGUUGACGCCAGAACAGUUUACCGCGAUGCUGAACGCGUUGGACGCAUGGCGCGAGUGGUGCGCCAAGCGUGAGAUCGCUCAAGACCAGUAUGCCGUCUUCGACCCACGCGAUUCCGAAACAAUGGUAGCGACCAUGGCGGUGCAAAAGAAGAUUCAGGCUGCAUACAAAGCUGCUCGAGCGAAGAAAAAGGCCGAGCGGCAAAAGUCGAAAGAGCGCGAAAAGCACGAAGUCGCGGACGGUGACGGCAACAACAUGUCGACUCUCCAAGAGGUCGACAAUGAAGAAGAUGAAGAGGACGACUUGGACGAGGGGUACCGCGCGUUGGAUGAUAGCGACAACGACAGUCGGGACGAGCUGGAUUUCAACGUCGACGACGACUACGAGCUCACGUUGACGGCGUUUGGUCAAGCUGACACGGAGAACACCGGGCGCCUCAAUGCCGUGCAGACUCGGCGGGCGUUGGUGCAUGCCCUCGGCACGGGCGUCACCCAGGCCGAAGUGAACGCGGCGAUACAAAUGUUUACUGAAUGCGAAGACAGUCGAGUGACGUUCGAAGCAUUUUCCCGCAUGUUGAAUGCGUUCCGCGAAGACCAGGAUAUCACCGCCCUCGCUGACUUGACAACUCCGCGGUCCAUCUUGCCUCUAAAGCUCAAGUCACCACGAGCCAAAAUGCCAUCCCCCCGUGGCAAGGUCGGCGGGGGACCAUACGGGGCUUGAGUUCUCGCAAAAAUAAUCGAUAUUGUGUAUGCACAACGAC